AGAGAGGAAGGGAAAAUGUCGCUGACUCCGACGCGGACCGUUCUAGGAUCAGUGUCGUUUUAGGAAAAAAACAGACGCCAAACUGAGGUGAGUGGCUGAAGGGCUCUUGAGUCCCAUGAUGGGCACAUGGAGAGGAGAGUGUAUGGGAGACAGUGUAAGAUUCAAGAAGAUUGGAGAGAGUCAAACUGCGGCUACCAUCAUGUGUGACGAUGAAGUGAAAACUGGUCACAGUCUCAGCAUGGGAUGUUUUCUGUAGACAAUAGAGGGUCAGUUUACCUUUUCUUUUUAUCUGUUCAGUUUUAAACCAUAACCUUUUAAGACCAGAGGGGUGUACUAUAACACUACAUGGGCCUCUGGGGAAACCUGAUCUGAUAAUUAAAGCCUCUUCAACGCCCUUACUUAGCUAAAGGGAUACAGUGUCAGGGCCAGUGAAGAGAUGGACCCAUCUGCUCGGAUGGUGGGUCUGGAUGCCCAGGGAAACAUGGUGUUCACUGUGGUCAAACCAGUCAUGAGCAUCUUUCAGGUGGCCUCAGAGCAAACUGGUACUGUGGGACAGGGAGACAUCGGGCUCCAAGAUUUAGCUGAAAAUACUAUGAUACUCCCUCAAACACAAGGACAGGCCACACUCGACCACAACGAGGUGGAAAUGCACACCAUGCAGCCUCAUAUGCCACCACAGAUGCAGGUUCCUCCUCCUCCAGUCCCUACAGAGGACAUGUCCCAGAAUCAGGACCCUCUUCAGAACUCAAGUACAAAUUCAGCUGCAGAAUCCACAACACAGAUGCCAUUUGCAGAGGUGUCGUCACUCCUCGACCCCAAUAUGAAAGGAUCCAAAGCUCGGAAGUAUCUCAUCUCAUAUGAGGAAAUUAAACGGCGCCUUGAGGCCCCCGAGAAGAUGUCCCUGCGGUCUUUGGCAGCCUACACUAGGGUUAGCAGAGGUCCAGCCAGCAAGAAAACUCUUCUAGAGUCUUUGAAUGUCCUGGGCCUCACACCAAGCACAACUACCUCUGUAUCCUCAUCCUUCUCCAAACUCACUGAAGGUGACACCAGGGCUUUGUGUGAUGAUAUGAAGGAUUUCUCCCAUGACUACAUUGACUACAGCAACAUGGCAAAACAACUCAUUCCAGAGAUAAAUACAGUUCAACACUGGUCCAAAAUUAUUGAAACAAAAAACCACCUUGAAGAUAUGAGAAAAUGUUUUAAGGAUCCUGUCAACAGUGGUGCGUUCGAUAACGUCACUCAUGGCCUUGGACUGGGUAUGCUGGAUGUAGCAUUGGAUAUGAUUAUCAUGGUGAUUGAACAGCAGAUUCGCAUCCUGUCAGGCGCUGCAGCUUCAGAUCCAACUGACUCUGCUUUACCGAUGAGGCGCAUCCGCAGGCGCCACCGCAAAUCACGUACCACGGACAGCGAGAAGAUUCCAAAGGCACCCGGUAUAGUCAAAGAACAUGGGAAGAUCAUCUCAAAGGCUAAGGGACGAGGCCGAGGGAGGAAGAAAGUGCGAGCAGAAGCUGGAGCCGCCGUUCCUGCAGAAACGCAAGCAGAGCCGUGCAAAGCAGACGAUGUGGAGAGCAACGUCCUCACAUUGGUCUCUGUUGGAUAUGAGACUGUUUCUAGUGGACUCAGUUCUACAGGAAAUGUUUAAAUGACUGGUCACGUGAAAGGAUCAUGCUCAGGACUAAAAUUGAGGUUUUGCAACAGCUCUGAAGAACCAAUAAAGGUUACUGUACAUUCAGGAAUACUUUAUACUAAGGAUAAUGCAUAUUCACCAUUCACUUUUAGAGUAUUUACAUCCAUAUUAUUAACAUGUUGGCUCUUAGUCAUUAGAGAACAAUACUUAUAUAGUUAAGUAGAGAAGUUGUUGUAUGUGAGUCAUCUCAUAAUUUGAGAAAGAGUGUUCUUUUGGCUCUACUAGUGUAUCAGGCCUUUACUAUAUAUUAAGACUGUAAUUCAUUUGUAAUAGUUUCUAUUUGUUUCUGACAGUAGUUGUAGAAUACGUUUCAACAGAAUAGGGCAUGAAUAACUGCUUUAUAAUGACUAAUAAGGAGCCAGUGUGAUACUAAGAUGGAGGAUAAUAAGUAACCAAUUGAUGUUGAAUAUGAGUUCCUUAAUAUAAAGUGUUAUUAUACGGUCAAAUGGGAACUUAAAUGUGUCGCACAGGCUCUAUGUGAAUUGUAAGUGACUUUUAUGAGCUCACACAAGUAACACACAGCGACACAUCCUGUAGUCUACCUACACAGAGUUGUAUUUUGUUGUAAAUCAAGACAUUUUAUUUUUUCAUUGUAUAUUUUCAGUGAGCAGACACCUUCCCCAUUAGUGUACGUAUUGUUUUCCUGAGAAACUGCUUUUCAUGUGCACACCAACAUGUAGGAAAAAUACUAUUGAAUAAUAACUAGAUUAUGUUUCUACUAGGCAGGGUUUGUGGUGUCUUUGUUUUCUUUAUUUUUUUAGAAUUACAGGUGAAAAAUCUGUCAUUGUGUUUUAUUUUUACUGAGACCCCAACACUGAGUAAAUUUAGAAAGUUUACUU
Sphaeramia orbicularis (orbiculate cardinalfish) is the source of this 2526-nucleotide messenger RNA. RefSeq lists its product as uncharacterized. The transcript is spliced from 6 exons. NCBI's taxonomy places the organism in Eukaryota, Metazoa, Chordata, Actinopteri, Kurtiformes, Apogonidae. The record is from RefSeq and is a predicted model, not a curated record. Bases 437 to 1642 code for a protein of 401 amino acids.